Molecule: messenger RNA, 2294 nt
Organism: Desarmillaria tabescens
Lineage: Eukaryota; Fungi; Basidiomycota; Agaricomycetes; Agaricales; Physalacriaceae
Exons: 13
Coding region: 36-2225 (729 amino acids)
Biological process (GO): mRNA splicing, via spliceosome
Cellular component (GO): nucleus
Molecular function (GO): RNA binding
Source: RefSeq, a predicted model, not a curated record
CUUUCCUUCUCACUCUCAUCUACACUCAACGGCCCAUGGCAUAUAAUCGCGAAUGGGACAGAGGCAAGGACACUUGGGCAGAUGGUGCUCAGUGGCCUGGAGCAAAUGUGCGCCCAAGAGAAGACGACCAUUAUGGCGACGGCAAGCGACGAAAAUUUAACAGCGGGGGAUAUCAAGGUUACGAUGCCUACUCGAACUAUGAGGAGGCUGCCUAUGACAGCACUGCUGCUCCACGCCCAUCCGCCCAAGAUUUUGGACAGCCACGCAACACCGCUGGAGGAUUUCCCAAGAAACGCCUGCAGCCCUCGGAUCCCAGCCCUCAUGUCAUCUUUCUUGGCCUUGAUACGGACUUCACAGAAGCUGAUCUUCAGGCGUAUCUUUCCUCCAACGGAUGUAGUGUCGAGACUGUCACCAUCAUCCGAGAUAGAUCAACAGGUACCUCAAAAGGAUUCGGUUUCGCCCAGUUCUCUUCAACAGACCACGCACGGCUGUUUGUGGAUCCUCUAUUUCCUUACAUCCAAGUGCCACCACCUGCAUCUCAUGGUGCGACGGCAGCCGCAGCGUUCUACAAGGCGUUAGAGACGGGCGCCCCGCAUAGCGGACGAAGAGUUAAAAUCGACUAUUCUCAAAGCGCUACACCUCAUGAGAAAGGUCGCUUCAAUCGUGGAAACGUCAACGACGGCACUCGUGACAUUGGAAACUCCCAAGCGGCCGUUUUGUUGUUCCGUGGUCUUGAUCCUCUCUCUGGGCCGCAGGCCAUUCAUCAAGCCAUGAGGUCGUCUUCUGGGCCUGGUAAGGAGGGUGCUAAGGGCAUGAGACGAAUUAUCUUGAUCAAGGAUCGAGUUACCAUGGCCAGUUUUGGUUUUGCCUUCGUGGAAUUCACUGAUGUACAGUCUGCGUCGGUAGUUCUUGCCGCGACCAUGUCACCUCAGAUUCAUCCAUCCGGUUUUCGCAUUUCGGAUCGACCUGUGGCUGCUUCUUUUGCUCAUCCUGACUCAUUCCAACCUAUUGAUAAUGUGAUGUUACGCGAUGAUGCCUGCAUUCCAUCUUCUCUCGUUCUAGGAGGUGUUGAAGGCACUUGGGUAAGGUACUGGGAUGAUAGUUCUACCUUGGCUAUGCUCGAGUUUCAGGUUGCCCAGCCUGCGCCGGCAGCCCAGACUGUCAAGGAAAAGAAAGAAAAGAAGAAGGCCAAAGACACAACGAUUCAACGUCUAUCUGUUCAACCCGCUCCUUCAGCGUUACCUGUUUCCGACAAACCUGUCACUUUGAGUUUCAGCAAAGGUCCAGCUAAAGCUGCAGCAUCUACCGUCAAGAAAUCUGUGGCCUCAGCUUUUGCAUCUGAUGAUGCAGACGACGAUCAGCAGGACGAAGCUGAGGACCUGCUGAACGCUAGUCGGAAAGCCGGAACGUCUAAGCCGCCCACGCUGAUCGUAAGCAAGAAGAUUGCCAGCAAUAUCAACAAAUGGAAUCAAGUUCAGGAAGAACUUUCUCAAGAUCCCUUUGGAAUUCCACGGUUCUUACAUUCUGGAUACUAUACAUGCAGGCCACGACAUCUACGACUGAUGCUAACGGGUCCACUGCGCAAGCAUCGAGUGCACCCCCCCAAGACAAUACGACAACGACAACGACACCGACACCGACACCGACCGAGUUCGAGUUCUCGGAUGUCAGCGCUCAUGAGCUGUCUUCUCUGCGCUCGACAGUUCAAAUCUGUGGAUCAGUUGAAACGCCACAACAAGGAAUCAGAUUUGCAUAAGAAAAAUCUCAAGGAUUCGAAUUUGCAAGAAGUUGCCCGCCAGAAGGUCAAGGCUCGACAAGCGAGCGCAGUCCCGAAAUAUCGUGAUCGCGCUUCUGAACGGCGAAUACUUUUCAACCAGCCUGAAACUCCCAUGCCGGAAAAAGACAGUGGAUGGACAGCACCCAGACGACAAGUUGAAGGUCCACCAGUAGCGUCGCCACUGCCACUGCCACCCCCGCCACCGACCAACCCGGGUGAGGAUAGCAAUAAUGUCGGCAAUAAAAUGCUCAAGAUGAUGGGUUGGACGGAGGGAACCGGCCUAGGAACAAGUGGCGAAGGCCGAAUCGACCCUAUAAAAACUGCCAUCUACGUGGAAGGUGCCGGUCUAGGCGCCAGCAAAGGCAAAGACAUCGGCAAACUCACGGAAGGCUAUUCAGGCUACGUCUCGAUGGCUCAGGACUCUGCACGAGAGCGGUAUGGGAGCUAACCAGAUAUCUAAGUCUCUAUGCUCUACACAUUUUUGAAUCAGAGAAUGAUACUAGUUUUGUGUAAUUAU